AUGCAUGGGAAGUGUAAUUCCAGGAUCUCAGGGAGAUUCGAAAUCACUAGCGCGGACUUAGCGGGAAGAGAUCCGUUCCUCGGAUGGAAGAUCAAGUUCUCUGGAGAUUUCUUCUCCGAACUAGAUCGGUGGUUAGAUGGUCCGAUUAGCAAAAGAGAAUAUACUGUUGCUUUUUACGAAGUAAGGUGGAGCAAACGGCAUCUGAGUUAUCUACGAUUUCCCGGCGAUGUCUUCGUUCAGAUGCUGAAAAUGCUUAUUCUUCCUCUUAUUAUGUCGAGCAUCAUAACAAGCUUGGCUUCCGUCGAUUCACAUACAGCCGGGAAAUUGGGAAUGAUAUCAUUAAUUUACUACUUCAUGACAACAAUGAUGGCAGUAAUCCUGGGUAUUGUUUUGGUCGUGCUUAUACAACCUGGUAAAUGGAUGACAACCAAUAUUGAGGAAAUUGUUGGUGAAGUGAACAAAGCACCCUGUAUUUCUAAUGCUAUUGAUACAAUCCUUGACUUAGUAAGAUCUCUUUUCCCAGAAAAUCUCGUCGAAGCAACAUUUCGAUCUCAAAAAGUAUGCAUGAAGUUUUUAAAUGGUUCACAGUCUGUAAAUCCAGAUUAUGUUCUGAAAAUGAGCCCAGAAGCUCGCACCGUGUUCACAGAGCUUCCGGAAAAGGUCACAUCUGAUGGUAUGAACAUUCUUGGCCUCGUGAUGUUCAGCGUAGCGCUGGGAAUUACAAUCAGCUGGAUUGGAGAAGAAGGCGCUGCCCUGAAGGCAUUUUUUAAAAGCCUUGAGGCAGUCAGUAUGAAACUCAUCUCGCUUGUCAUUUGGUAUUCACCUGUUGGCAUUACGUUUCUAAUCGCCGCACAAAUAGUUGGAAUGAAAGAUCCAGGAAAAGAACUGCAACGAUUGAUGGGCUACAUGAUAACUGUUCUAAUUGGCCUAUUCAUACACGGUUUCGUUAUGUUGCCAAUAUUAAUGAUUACGUUGGCCAGAAGAAAUCCUCUCAAAUACGUCUAUGGGAUGGCACAAGCACUUUUGACCGCUCUAGCAACGAGCUCAAGCUCGGCCACAUUACCGUUAUCCAUCAAAUGUGUAGAAGAGAACAAUGGCGUGGAUUCUCGAGUAGCACGAUUUGUUCUUCCACUCGGAGCCACAAUUAAUAUGGAUGGUACAGCACUGUACGAAGCGGUAGCCGCCAUCUACAUCUCACAAUGCGUUGGAUUGGACUUGUCGUUGGGCCAAAUAAUUCUCGUGAGCCUCACGGCCACGCUGGCAAGCAUUGGAGCUGCAGGAAUUCCGCAAGCAGGAAUCGUCACCAUGAUUAUGGUUUUAAUAGCAAUAGGUCUUCCGUCGAACUUAUUUAUUUUGAUAUUCCCUGUCGAUUUCUUCCUGGAUAGAAUUCGUACUACCGUGAACGUUCACGGAGACAGUAUUGGUGCAGCGGUUGUUGGGAAACUAUGCGAAAAGUACCUCAAACAAGGAUCAGCUGAACGAAACGAGCAGGGUUACAGUAUGCUAUCGACGCAUGCUAGCCCAAAUCCACCGAAAAGGAUCAGCGUCGGGAAUCAUCACUAUGAGAAUUCGCAUAUGUUGUGA
Necator americanus (New World hookworm) is the source of this 1584-nucleotide messenger RNA. RefSeq lists its product as uncharacterized. Bases 1 to 1584 code for a protein of 527 amino acids. Lineage: Eukaryota; Metazoa; Nematoda; Chromadorea; Rhabditida; Ancylostomatidae. Gene Ontology annotation, biological process: L-glutamate transmembrane transport. Gene Ontology annotation, cellular component: plasma membrane. The record is from RefSeq and is a predicted model, not a curated record. Gene Ontology annotation, molecular function: neutral L-amino acid transmembrane transporter activity; glutamate:sodium symporter activity; L-glutamate transmembrane transporter activity. The transcript is spliced from 17 exons.